AUGAACAGUGUGAGAGAACUCUUGGCUGCCUCUGUAAUUGCUGUCCAGAAUUCCUGCUUCGUCUAUCCUGCCUGUCAGAAAUGCUUUUCUAGGCUGAUACUGGAUUCUAGGAGGUUUAACUGUCUAAAAUGCGGCUGCACAGGUGAAGCUAAAGAUGCAAGCUACAGAUACAGAUUGUCCCUAAAGAUUGCUGACACUCAUGAUUUGUUUGGCAUCACUGUGUUCGGAAGCUGCUUAGAUCCAUUCUUUGGGGUCACUGCAGAAGAUCUGCAGAGGUAUAUUCAAGACUUCAAUCAGCUGUCAGGAGAAACAAACACAGAUGCAUCUCCAGGAGUGUUAGUUCAAGCAGUGGAAACCUGUUUCAUUGGAAAAAGAUUUAUAUUUGGAGUGAAGAGUUGUGCAAGAGAAGAUGGAGGGUGUUCUGCUGCCAGCAGCAUCUUGCAAAACUGUUCCAGAAUUAAUAGGAGUACAAAAAACCUUACAGCUUGCCAGAUCUUCCUGCCAAACGCUGCUGUUACUGGCUUUACUGUUAUCAGCUACUUCCAUCGGCUCCUGCAAUCAGCAAAAUUCAGGAGCUGCAAUAACAGCUCAUACUUCCCUGAUGCAUCUUCAGCUUCAAUAGAUGAACCUGUCAGUGAGCUCAGCAGCUUGUCUGGCCUGAGCAGAAACUCCUGGUUUGAUCAGUCUAGUGGCAGAGAAAGUUUUUUCGGGUCCUGGCAGCAGUCCUUCAGCCUGACUUCAUCUGUUGCUUGGGUAACAGCGGAAGACUUUCCCACUCUGGAAGCAGGAAAGCUGGUGAGUGAACAGCCUGAAAAAGAAGAGAGGCUUGUUCUGCAGAGGCUUCUCUCUGCAGAAUCAUGCAGCGUAAGCCACAACAAUCAAACUCUUUGGCAUUCACAGUUUUGUAGCUUUUCUGUGAAGGAAAGGGAUAAAGAGGAGGAUAAUGAAUUGUGUUCACAGCCUAGUCAGACUGACAGUAUCUCUGCAACGGAUGAAUUAGAGAGAGUAUCCUCUUCAAAGACUGAGUGUUCACAUGGAAACAGUUCCAGGUUGUUACAACAUCCUUUGGAAUUUGGAGUAAAAAGCGUUUACCCAAAGACUAGUAAUAGCAAUUAUUCUUACCUAGAAAAAUCCCACAACUCCCUUUUUUAUGAGAGAGAUGCCUCAGCUUCUAAUCACGUAAGUGUAGCUGGAGCAUCUCAGACAGACUCUGUGCUUUGGGAUGAGCUCCCAUUCUCAGAAAGCCUAAAUGAAUUUUUAGCCAGAAUAGAAGAUGGCAAGAGUGUUGUAACAUCACCCAGCCUUGAUUCAGGCAAACAAACCCUUCCUGAAGGUAGCAAUUUGGUUGUACAUCCUGGCAGGUCACAUCCCAGGCGAACCCUAGUAACUGGUGGUUUGCCUGAAGCGAGUGUCUCGGGGAGGUUCUUGCCUCCAGCAGAGAAUGAUAGUUGGGAGAACAUAUUGUUUGCUUGUCUUCAGUCGAAUGCAAAUCCUCCAAGGGAUGAGGUGUCACAAUGUGAGUCUUCCUCUAGUGUUUUAUCUUCAGCUGACAAGGAAUCUGGAGCAUCUUGCUUUAUACCUAACCCUCAUCUACCUAUUCUGUCACAGUCCUUGCCAGUUACAUCAGAGUCUUCUGUUUCUGAGAGCAGAUAUGUGCAGUCCAGAGAAGCAAAUACUGACAUUUCAAAGUCAGCUUUUAUGAGUCUCUGCUGUGCUGCUGAACAUGGAGAAACCUCCUGUUUAAAAAGGAGCAAGGCAGCUACCUGUGUGCGUUCUGCACAUGGUAGCUGUUCAGCUGGUUGUGAAAAUAAAGAAAACUAUUGUUCUACACCAAGCCAAAGAACAGAUCUCACGUUCACAGGGACAUGGGGCUCUGAUCCAGCAACUCCCAACAAUGCAAGGCAGAUACAUAAAAGAGAAUUAAAACCAUUGACAGAACUGUCAGAAAAUACCUUCAGAAGCAUUAAUAAGAGAGAGAUGCUGUGGAACAAGAGCUUCCCUGAAGGCAGCUACAAUGCUUCUGCUGAUCUCUUUGAUGCAAGUGCAAGAGAGGUGGCAAAACCCGUAGAAUUCUUAAAUAAAUCGUGUAAUUCUUUAGUACAGGAAGAUGCUUCGACAGAAAAGGUCACAGUCCCUGAAUUGGUGCUUUAUCCUGGAGAUGUCCCCUGUAACAGUUCAAAACCAAGCUCGUCCCUGCGUGGGUCCCCUCCUGCUCUUAGUAAGCACAGUACACCAGUAACUUACUCCUUUUGGGAUUCAGAAUGCCAUUCAGUUAGCGCUCAGGACUUUGUUCCUUAUUCACAGUCAACUCCUAUGACAAAACCUCUCCAGAAGCGUUGGCCUGUUGGGGAAGGAAGCUCUUCUGUCACUGUGUUCACCCCUAAAAAUCCUGCUAAAAUCCAUUCCAAAGGCAAGCGAUCUAGGUCUUCCUUUCAGAACACUCUGUUGCAGCAGCUUUCUGGCAGGUUAGUGAAACGGGAAAGGCCAAGUAACAGGGAAGACAAAGAAAGUAACAACGCUGUUUCAUUCCUGAAGAGCCAGCUGCCUGCCACCUUUGAGGAGUGGAUCCCUCCAUCUGCAAGCAAAAGGUUGAAGCCAACUGCAUCUUUAACCUUAAAAACGCUUAGCUGGGCUCCUGACCCAUCGGCCUGUGGGCACGCUGGCAGGAACCCUAUUUCUGAAAGCAGAGAGAACAGUGAAAAUGAUGGAUGCUUCAGAAAUGAACGAUUAAACCCUGGGAAUACAGCCAGGAUACGGACAACUCCUGUAUCUGCAGGUGUCACGAAGGCCUUGUUUUUAAAUGAUAUAGUCCUGGAAACUUGUUCCCCUUCAGAAGGCAAGAAUCUCCUCCCAGGUGCAAAUUAUUCAGGGGGUAUAUUGGAAGGGGCAGCUGGUUGGUCUCCCGAGUUGUUCUUCCAAGCACGGAGACCUUUUUCUAAUAAGCUGAAAUACUAA
This is a messenger RNA of Tauraco erythrolophus (red-crested turaco), 2955 nucleotides long. NCBI's taxonomy places the organism in Eukaryota, Metazoa, Chordata, Aves, Musophagiformes, Musophagidae. The record is from RefSeq and is a predicted model, not a curated record.